Molecule: messenger RNA, 1572 nt
Organism: Dichomitus squalens LYAD-421 SS1
Lineage: Eukaryota; Fungi; Basidiomycota; Agaricomycetes; Polyporales; Polyporaceae
Exons: 11
Coding region: 1-1572 (523 amino acids)
Source: RefSeq, a predicted model, not a curated record
AUGGGCCCGUCCACUCGCGCUACCCGAAAGGGGCAGCGCUCUUUAGACAACAAUGCCGGCAUCCAGUCCCCUCCCCUGUCCAGCAGUCAGGGCGCAAGCAAAACCUCGGGCUCAACUGUCGCGCGUUUGGCAAGCACUAGGCCUCGCAUCCCAACCCACAAGCAGGCAGAAAUAGAGCAACAGAAGGUCGCGGAACUCAUGAAGGAACUUGAGCGACUUCGGAAAGACAAGGCACGACUGACACGCAAGCUGGCCACUGAUUCGGCUGUCAAUGGAGAAGAAGAUGAUGAAGAUGAGUACGAGAGCGAAGAAGAACAGGAGUUCCGAGUCGCCGAGCAAUUGCAUAAAUCUGCAUUCGAGUCGCGAGGAGUCUUCCCAGCCAAUUCUGACAAGCCCAAGAGGAAGCUGCGAUGGGUGCACGAAUCGCAAAGCCGUCAGCACACCACCGAGUUGCCCUCGCACGCGUCAUCAUCUCAGGUUGCCCUUUCUGUCCCAUCGCCUCCGCCAUCGCCACUAGUGAAUCCCACCCAUGCUCGCUACCGCACUCGCUCGCCCAUUGAACCCGCAAUUCAGCCCGAAGCCGUGAGCGAGCCUCAGGCUGGCCAAUCACAAACCCCAGCGCAGACCGUUCGUUCAGAACGGUCAAAGUCCGCAGCUGCAUCAUCGAUGUGCGGUCGCGCGACCUCCGGCCCCCCCCCAUAUAAGGAUGACAAGGUGCCAAAGGGCAAACCCAAGGCCUCAGACUAUGAGUCGCACGCAAGCAGGAUGAUCAUUCGCGCGUGCCAUUUUUAUAGUGUACUGAUUUGUACAGAGGAUCCCUUCCCCGAUGACGACAAGCAGGUGCUGUGGGCAGACAAGGCCUGGUUGUCUAUCUGUCAGGAAGUCCAGGUCUUCUAUCGGUUGACAGACGACAUCGAACAUAUUAUUGUUGAACGGCAUUCCCAUGCUCGCGGCAGUCUUCGGGACCUUGUUCGCCCCUGGAUUGAGAGCACGUACGGUAUGCUGACUGAUGGUACCGAGCAUGCCAGAAUCACAAAUAUUGCUACGUAUACACGACUUCUCGACCUCCACUCGGACGAGCCGCACCCUGUCUUCCAUUACCAGGACACAUUCACUCCGUCCGGGUUCGCGCUACAUCCCAUUGUUCAUAAGGUUAUACAGAAGAGCUGGUUCUCUGACGCCACUGGACUUGGUGUCAGAUACAGUACAUAUUUCUCUCCCAUCCGCAAUGUAACUUUGGCACUCCUCUUUACUGCGAUUGAGUUCUGCCUCGACCAAUGGGAGACCGGGAUCUUCAAUUUGCGGCUCCAGUUCACCGAGAAGUUAUACAAGUCAAAGUAUAUCAAGCAUCUCCGGGCGAUUGAGGACUGGCGCGAAAUUGAUGAGGAGAUCACCCUGGCGACCAUGCAAGACUUUCACGACCGUGCAAGGCGAGCCUCGGGCGCAGCACCACUCGUUGCCCCCGUAGUGGUUGGUCUCUCCGCGUCUUCCCGUGAUCGUCUCAGGCUCGAGCUCGAACGCCAGCGUCGUGAGCGUCAGAGCACGCCCCAGCGAGAUGCAGUAGUGGAGUAG